Messenger RNA from Uranotaenia lowii, 1636 nucleotides. It is a transcript of the gene Pgant3, whose product is annotated as polypeptide N-acetylgalactosaminyltransferase 3. The record is from RefSeq and is a predicted model, not a curated record. The annotation marks the transcript as partial. Lineage: Eukaryota; Metazoa; Arthropoda; Insecta; Diptera; Culicidae. The transcript has 4 exons. Gene Ontology annotation, cellular component: Golgi apparatus.
UCGGAUUACUUCCAUUACUUCAAGCCUUCGAACACAGGCAAUUAGGGCAGAAAACAGUUAUUGCUAGGUUUUUUGAUUUAGGGAUUAUGUUUUAGAUUUAGCCUCCAAUAGCUAGGGAUUGAUCUAAAUCCAUCUAUUACAAUGUAAUCCUGGUAGGAUUGAAGUUAAAUUGACACUAACUUCGGAACCAAAGUAAGAGGUCGGAUUUCGGAGUGGAAAAAGUGCCAAAAGUUUAAGCAGCAGGAAAUAUAAACAAAACUUAACGAGAAUGUUUCGAUUACGGGUGAAAAUAUUUUAUAUAUACAUUCUGAUUUCGUUUAUGCUGUCGGUAUAUUUAUUCUAUUUGAUUUCGAAAUAUUCCGUAGAAAAGUUUAUAAAUUACCAGCGCAAUGCAAGAAACAACAAACUACCUGACCGACCCAGGAUUCCCCAGAUAGUUGGCCACUAUGUUGCCCCCGGUGUUGUGGGGAACGUGUCGAGAGAUUUCAUGAACACCAACAAUUUUGCUCCGGUUCCGGGAGUCGGGGAAAAUGGUGAUCCGGUUGUGGUGCAAGCCAAAGAUCUACUCAAGAUGCAGCAAUUGUUCCAGAUCAAUCGGUACAAUUUGCUGGCUAGUGACAGAAUAGCCUUGAAUCGGACCCUUCCGGAUGUGCGGAAAUCAAAAUGUCUCAGUAAACAGUAUCCUUCGAAACUACCGACGACGUCAAUUAUAAUAGUCUUCCACAACGAAGCCUGGUCCGUGCUGCUGAGGACGGUUUGGAGCGUUAUCGAACGAUCUCCGAGACAUUUAAUCAAAGAAAUUUUGCUGGUAGAUGACGCAAGCGAUAGGCGAUUUCUGAAAACCGAACUUGAGAACUACGUCCAGAAGCUGCCGGUUGUGGUCAGCAUUUUGCGACUGAACAAAAGGGAAGGAUUGGUGGCCGCAAGAUUGAUGGGAGCCAGAGUUGCGACUGGAGACACUCUUACAUUCUUAGAUGCUCACUGUGAAUGUUCACCCGGAUGGCUCGAACCGCUGCUGGCUCGCAUCCAACAGAACCCCAAAAAAGUGGUUUGUCCUGUAAUUGACAUAAUCUCUGACGACAAUUUUUCCUACAUCAAGAGUUUCGAAUUCCAUUGGGGUGCUUUCAAUUGGGAGCUGCACUUCCGGUGGUACACGCUAAGCGAUGAGGAACUAGCAGAGCGCAGGAAGGACACGACUUUGCCUUUCAAGACUCCGGCCAUGGCUGGUGGAUUGUUCACCAUAGAUCGGAAAUACUUCUUCGAUGUAGGCAGCUACGACGAAAAGUUGAAAAUCUGGGGUGGAGAUAACUUGGAAAUGUCGUUCCGGAUUUGGCAGUGCGGCGGAGAGGUGGAAAUUGCUCCGUGCUCCCAUGUUGGACAUUUGUUUCGGAAAAGUUCUCCAUAUACAUUCCCAGGAGGUGUGAGUGGGAUAUUGAAUGAAAAUCUCGCUCGAGUUGCUCUAGUUUGGAUGGACGAUUGGGCCAAGUUUUUCUUCAAGUACAACAAAGGUACAGAGGAGUUUAAGAAUUUGAAUGUUUCCUCGCGCAUCGCUCUAAGAAAGGAACUUAACUGCAAAUCCUUCGAUUGGUAUCUCCGUAAAGUGUGGCCUCAGAAUUUUUUCCCAGCACCUAACAAA